AUGGUUCUUCCAAAGGAAAGCACAACACAUAAGAUCGGCAACGGCGGCGGCGGCGGUGGUCCGUGGAAAGCAGAGAAGGCUAUCGCCGGCAACUCAGAAGCUCUACAAGCUCUUCGGGAGCUCAUCUCUUACCCUAUACUCUACUCUCGCGAGUCCAAAAUACUCGGCCUAAAAUGGCCUCGUGGUUUGCUGCUAUACGGUCCACCAGGGACAGGGAAGACAAGCUUGGUUCGUGCAGUUGUUCGUGAAUGUGAUGCGCAUUUGAGUAUUAUUAGCCCUCAUUCGGUUCACAAAUCACAUGCAGGAGAAAGCGAGAAAAUCUUGAGGGAGGCUUUUGCUGAAGCAGCUUCUCAUGCCAAAUUGGGCAAACCUUCGGUUAUCUUUAUCGAUGAAAUAGAUGCGCUUUGCCCCCGUCGCGACUCAAGGAGGGAACAAGAUAUCCGAAUAACUUCUCAGUUAUUCUUGCUGAUGGACUCCAACAAACAUUCAUCAACAUCUGUAUCAAAUCUUGUGGUGGUUGCAUCAACUAAUAGAGUUGAUGCAAUUGAUCCUGCACUAAGACGUUCAGGACGUUUUGAUGCCGAGGUUGAGGUUUCCUCUCCUAAAGAAGAGGAACGCUUACAAAUAUUGACGCUCUAUGCAAAGAAGCUUUAUCAGGAUCCAAAUGUCGACCUAAAAGUUGUAGCUGCAUCUUGCAAUGGUUAUGUCGGGGCAGACUUGGAAGCUCUAUGUCGUGAAGCUGCCAUGUCAGCACUGAAAAACUCAUCAGAUAUGCAUCCAGAUGUUAAACGGUGUACUAUAACAAUGGAUGACUGGAAACAGGCUAGAACUGUGGUAGGUCCCAGUAUAACUAGAGGUGUCACUAUGGAAAUUCCAAAGGUCUCUUGGGAUGACAUUGGAGGAUUAAAAGAUGUGAAGAAAAAGCUUCAGCAAGCGGUUGAGUGGCCUAUAAAACACUCUUCUGUGUUUUCCAGACUCGGAAUAUCACCCAUGCGUGGCAUUCUUCUUCAUGGGCCCCCGGGUUGCUCGAAAACAACCCUCGCAAAGGCUGCUGCUUGUGGUGCCCAAGCUUCUUUUUUCUCAUUGAGUGGUGCAGAACUAUAUUCUAUGUAUGUUGGUGAAGGUGAAGCUUUGUUGCGUAAUACAUUUCGGAAAGCUCGUCUUGCUGCCCCAAGCAUUAUAUUUUUCGACGAGGCUGAUGUGGUUGCCGCAAAAAGAGGAGGAAACUCAAAUGGAAGCUCUACAGUUGGGGAACGGCUUUUAUCGACUUUGCUGACUGAAAUGGAUGGCUUAGAGCAGGCUAAAGGAAUUCUUGUUUUGGCCGCCACAAAUCGCCCUUAUGCAAUAGAUGCUGCAUUGAUGCGUCCCGGUCGAUUUGAUUUAGUUCUUUAUGUCCCCCCACCCGAUCGUGAGGCCAGACACGAAAUUCUACGCGUGCACACGCGCAAAAUGAAAAUCAAAGACGACAUCAAUCUUGAAGAAAUAGCGCGAGAUACCGAGCUCUUCACAGGUGCUGAGCUGGAGGGUCUCUGCAAGGAAGCCGGCAUAGUCGCUCUACGAGAAGACAUAUCGGCCACAGUCGUACGAGACCGGCAUUUUCGGGUCGUGAUGAGAUCGUUAAAACCGGGACUAACCGAAAGAGAAAUUGAGUCUUAUGCCUCGUUUAUGAAGAAUACCUCUCUAAGGCCGAAACAUUCGAGUAUAACUGAGCUGGGUUCACAUGGAGAUACUUGGAGCGCCAAAAGCGUAUUUUUUGUGGUAGCUUCAGUUGUGGCUGGUUUUGUAGGUAGUGUGGUUUUGUACUCUGGUUUGAUGGGUACUUCUGUUGAUGCAGAAGGUACCACUGUUCAGCUGGUGAGGACAUGA
Molecule: messenger RNA, 1866 nt
Organism: Striga hermonthica
Lineage: Eukaryota; Viridiplantae; Streptophyta; Magnoliopsida; Lamiales; Orobanchaceae
Source: the annotation of a GenBank genome assembly